AUGUUUUCAAAUUUUGCCAGUGCGAUAUCUGGAAAUGCUCCAGAGAGGGCAAGCAAAGAUGAAGGAGAAUCGCUUACAUCGGUCCUCGGGACACCCACCCUACGCGUCGAAUUGGCACUCCUCGUACUCCUAAGCAUAGAUGCCAUGCGAAACGAUCUUACGGCCACCUUCGAGCCAUACAUCAAUCCCGAACCAAACCCCUCCGUCGCGACCCGGCCGCCUGCACCAGAGACCCAGACAUCAGCACCAGAUCUCAUGAGCUUUGAAGAGCCGAGACAGACUGCCAAAAGACCUUCGCCUACUAGGGAAAGAUCACAAGAGCAUGAGUCCACACAAAUGCAAGCUUUGCGCCGAAGCGCCUUGACAUUCUUCGAUAAAUGGCGGGCGAGUGUUAUGCAUCGCAUAUGCGACGUCCUCUCUGUUCGGGGUGAGACUGUUCGGCAAGCAAAGGCGAAGCGGAAGCAAACUUUAGAGCAAAAUGAACGACAGAAGCAGGGCAUCUCCUCGCUCAUCGAUUUCGACGACGUCGACCCCUUCGCAAAUGCGACUUCCACACGACCGAAGGAUAAAACACAUGGAUACUAUGAGGUCCUUGAGACCAGACUGCUGGCUCUUGACGAGGAGAAACGUGUGUUGAUCUUGCAUUGUCUCUUGCUUCUCUUGCUGAGCUUGGAACAAUACUCGGCAUAUUCGCGCAUCUUGCUGCUACGUCUCGCAAGCAGUCUGAAACUGGAGGCUGAUCUGCUGGGCGAGCAUGAGAAGUCGGUUGCACAAGGACUUUUGGCGACAGCUGCCUCACAGAUGGACGCUGAGGCGACAGCAAAGAAUCAAGCGUCCAACGAUGCUGUGUCACGCCGCUGGAAGGUUGGUCUCGCAACUGUGGGCGGUGCAGUUCUGAUCGGUGUUACGGGCGGUCUCGCUGCGCCCCUACUCGCCGCGGGUUUGGGUACUGUCAUGGGCGGACUUGGCCUCGGGGUUGUUUCAACGUACCUUGGUGCGUUGGCGGGUAGUUCGGUGCUCGUCGGAUCAUUGUUCGGAGCCUACGGCGCCAAAAUGACAGGGCGUGUAAUGGAGCAGUAUGCAAAGGAAAUCCAAGACUUCGAGUUCCUUCCAGUUCAAGAUCCUGAUCGACCGACAACCCAGCGUGAACUCGAUUGGGCCGAUGAACAAGAUGCUCGUGAUCCUCAAAAACGUGAACAACAUCGACUGCGUGUCUUCGUUGGUGUCAGCGGCUGGCUAAGCUCGUCGUCCGAUGUCAGUAAGCCCUGGGAGGUGAUCGACUCAGGCACCACUGAGCCAUUCGCUUUACGUUUUGAGCUUGAUGCAAUGCUGCGCCUCGGAAACUCACUUAACGACGUGCUCUUUGGAUAUGCUUUCGACGGUGUUACUUACACUGUUGUCAGUCGCACGCUCCUCGGAGCGCUAUACGCAGGAUUGUGGCCGCUUGGCCUGGUCAAAGCUGCCAGCGUUUUGGACAACCCUUUCAGUGUUGCACUUGCACGGGCCGACAAGGCUGGUAAAGUUCUUGCCCAUGCUCUUAUCGACGGCGUACAAGGGAAACGGCCCGUUACCCUCACAGGAUACUCAGUCGGUGCACGUGUUGUAUACGCAUGUCUGAUCGAGCUCGCAGAACAACAUGCAUUCGGUCUCGUUGAAUCUGCUGUUCUUAUGGGCACUCCUGCACCUGCCAAUCCCAAACGUUGGAGACAAAUACGAUCGGUCGUUGCAGGACGUAUAAUUAAUGUUUACAGCACGGAAGACUAUGUACUCGGCUUUCUGUAUCGGUCAACAAAACUGCAAGUAGGUGUCGCAGGUCUACAAAAGGUUGAGGAUGUUCAUGGUGUGGAGAACGUUGAUGUGAGCAAGCUGGUCAGCGGACAUGACAGGUAUCGGUACUUGGCUGGUACGAUAUUGGUCAAAGUUGGGUUUGGUGAUGUGGACUUCAACAAGGUGGCUGAACAAGAACGCGCCCUUGAGGAGGCGGAGAAGCGGAAGGCCCGGGCACAGAAAGAGGCCAAACGUAAAGCAGCAAAUGAGCGAGCCAAGGAGCCUAUGGCCGAGCGUCGACAUCGACCAGUUCCCACCACUCAAGACUCUUCGAACUCUCUAAUAGAUCUUUCGGAACCAGUGCCGACAGCUGCUCCAACCCGCAACUCCGAACUGUCUGGACUAUCUCUCGUGUCCGCUGGCGUACACGAGCAUCCCCUAUCGAACGUUGAUGCAUCAACCUCAGUCCUGCCUGACAAGCCCCUCCUGGACAGGUCGAAAAGUAUUCCUAGUAACACUACAACAUUGGUACCUGACUUGAACGAUAAUGUCGGCAUGGAAAAUGCGGCCAUUCGGUUGCAGAAGAAAGGUCUCGACGUUGCUGUUACCGAGGUUCUUGUCCUGGGAGGAAGUGAUACUGCGAAAGAUGACAGCACUGGCAAUGAACAUCAAGACGAAUUUGACGACUACGAUUAUGAUGCUGAAGAAGUCAGUAGUGAGUUCGGCGAACUCAGUAUGGUCGAACCGUUGCCUAUGGACGACAACGACUACGGUUUGAUGUAA
Alternaria atra is the source of this 2550-nucleotide messenger RNA. RefSeq lists its product as uncharacterized. Bases 1 to 2550 code for a protein of 849 amino acids. The record is from RefSeq and is a predicted model, not a curated record. The transcript is spliced from 2 exons. Lineage: Eukaryota; Fungi; Ascomycota; Dothideomycetes; Pleosporales; Pleosporaceae.